AUGAGCGCCUUCUCAGUCAACUACGAUAGCGACGCGGCCAGCGAUGAGCGACCGACGUCGCAACCUGCACGAACCAAAAUCCAAGCAAAUUUUCAAAUUGCCCGACCAGCCCCGAAAUCAUCGCUCCGACUGUCCGCAAAAUUAUUACUACAAAUCCAACAACUCUCACAUAACCACCGACCAGUUCCAGUCCUGGAAAUAUGGCAACCCCCAUUGCGCAAAUCAAAAUUGACCCGGGAUUUCCCUCAACGACCAAAACUACGGGCGGGCGAUAUUUACGCGACUCUCGAUGAACCAUACCUUUCCAGCGCACCGGCGACACGGAAAGAAUCCACAAAAUCCGACGCGCAGGAAAGCACUAGCAGCAACCUGGAAAAUAAAGACAUCAUAGCGGCAAUUUGCCAAUCUACUGGUGAGAAGGCCCGCGCCUCAACUAUACACUUUCGCGACGCACAAUGUAGCUGGCAGGCCAGCGUGGGCACCGCGGGUCCUGAAAAUACACCAUGCUACCGAUUUACCAUCAACGAUGAGAGCAGAGAAAAGAGCGAUCCGGGACGAAUGAUUAUGCAAUGGGAAAAGCGCGGCCUUGCUGGCAAGGACGAGAAUUCCUCACAAUCAUUCAAUUCGGAUCAGUUCGUUCUAGUGUUGAUCGAUCGCACGGCACGGCGAAAGAGCCGCAUAGCGACGAUGACCCCUGGUGGGCUGGAAAUCAUGGUCCGGAAAACUUCUAUCAUGGAGCACUUACAGGUGUGCAUGGAUUUAACAAAUCCUAUAUCGACAGCAACGGGCGGCGAUCGGGAUGCCCACGAGAACUUGGAAAUGUGGUUGUAUACGCACGUUCUUACAUUGGGAGUAUGGGUGGCCCAGCAAGAAGGGUGGCUUGGUUAA
This is a messenger RNA of Penicillium subrubescens, 888 nucleotides long. RefSeq lists its product as uncharacterized. The transcript has 2 exons. The record is from RefSeq and is a predicted model, not a curated record. The coding region runs from base 1 to 888 and encodes 295 amino acids. NCBI's taxonomy places the organism in Eukaryota, Fungi, Ascomycota, Eurotiomycetes, Eurotiales, Aspergillaceae.